GUUUCCUGGUCUCUCUAUCAUGACCUGGGACCGAUGAUCUAUUACUUUCCGCUGCAAACACUGGCGCUCACCGGACUUGAAGGCCUCAGUCUUGCGUUACUUUCUCCAAUACUCCUCAUAGCCACUCCUUUCUGGAAAUUGGCCAACAAGAAGUGGAUGCUGACCCUGUUGCGGAUAAUUACUGUUGGCAGCGUAGCCUCCUUCCGGGCUCCCAAUGCCAGGCUUCGGCUGGUGGUCCUUGCACUUGGUGUGUCUUCCUCGCUGGUCGUGCAGUCUGUGACUUGGUGGUCAGGACAUGGCUUGCAAAGGUACAUCAGAGUCUGGGGAUUUGUUUUGGGACAGAUCCUUCUUGUUGUGCUUCGUAUAUGGUUCACCUCUCUAAACCCCAUCUGGAGCUCCCAGGUGUCCAACAGCGUGAUAUUGACAUUGAGUGCCAUGGCCACACUCGACCGCAUUGGCACAGAUGGUGACUGCGGUAAGACCGAGGAAAAGAAGUCUGACGAGAAGGCCCCGGGGGUGGCCUCCAGACCUCACUGGCUGCUGGCGGGGGCUGCCUUUGGAAGCCUCAUGUUCCUCACCCAUUGGGUCUUUGGAGAGGUCUCUCUUGUUUUUAGAUGGGCAGUGAGUGGACAUCCCCAUCCAGGACCUGAUCCGAACCCAUGCGGAGGUGCGGUUCUGCUGGGCUUGGCAGGUGGCCUGAUGCUUCCAGCUUGUCCAUGGUUCCCUGAGACAAGUUUGACCUGGUGGACUGCAGGAGUGGCCUCUGCCGCGGGCCUCCUCUACCUGCGCACGUGGGCUGCUGCUGCAUGUGGCUGCCUGCUGGCCGUCUUCACCGCGUCCAUGUGGCCUCAAGUGCUUGGGCACCUGAUUAGCUCAGGGACAUGCCCUGGGAAAGCCAUGAGCGUUGCCAUGAUGUUUUAUCUUUUAGCGAUCUUUUUCUGUGCGUGGUGCACGGCCUUUAAGUUUGUUCCAGGAGGUGUCUAUGCUCGAGAAAGAUCUGAUGUGCUUUUGGGGACAAUAAUGGUAAUUAUUGGGCUAAAUAUGCUUUUUGGUCCUAAGAAAAACCUUGAUGCUCUUCUUCAAACAAAAAACAGUCCUAAGGUGCUUUUCAGGAAGAGUGAAAAAUACGUGAAACUUUUUUUGUGGCUGCUUGUUGGUGUGGGAUUGUUGGGAUUAGGACUGCGACAUAAAGCCUAUGAGAAGAAACUGGGCAAAGGGGCACCCGCCAGAGAAGUCUCUGCUGCCAUCUGGCCCUUCAGGUUCGGCUACGACAAUGAAGGAUGGUCUAACUUGGAGAGAUCAGCUCGCCUGCUCCGUCAAACAGGUGCAGAUUUCAUAACAAUCCUGGAGAGUGAUGCUUCCAAGCCCUACAUGGGGAACAACGACUUGACCAUGUGGCUUGGGGAGAGGUUGGGUUUCUACACAGACUUUGGUCCAAGUACGAGGGACCACACUUGGGGGAUUAUGGCUUUGUCCAGAUACCCGAUCAUGAAGUCGGAGCACCACCUCCUCCCGUCACCAGAGGGAGAGAUCGCACCAGCCAUCACUCUGACCGUGAACGUCUCGGGCAAGCUGGUGGACUUCGUGGUGACACACUUUGGGAAUUAUGAAGAUGAUCUUGACAGAAAACUUCAGGCUCUUGCUGUUUCGAAACUACUGAGAAACAGCUCUGAUCGGGUGAUAUUUCUGGGAUAUAUCACUUCAGAACCUGGUUCCCGAGAUUAUCUACAGCUCACUGAACAUGGCAAUGUGAAGGAACCUGAAAAAGGGACCCAAUCAUGGGUCUAUACAAGUGUUUUGAGUGUGGGCGCCUACCGGCUGGUACUGCUAUCUGAGCACCAUAAGUUGUACGGUGCUGAUCCGGUCCUUGACAAAGGCUACAAGUUUGCUAACAAUGCAAGACCCAAAGAUGAGGACUUCAUCCUCCAGAUGGGGCCACGGGACGUCUCCCACGACCUCUGGUUGACGGCCGCCAUGACCAGUGACUACCUGAAGGGCACAGAGAACAGUCAGAAGGGCGUCCCCAAGAUGGCGCUGCCACCCAAGACAACAAAGGCCCUAAGCUCCAGCUUCUCCCCAUACAGUUUCCCGCACGCGCGAAGUUUAAACCUGUGCAGUGGACACCCAAGCUACAAACCAACUGGAUUGAUCUUCCUUCUCCUAAACUCUCAGCAAUGUGCCAGGAUAAAGGGUGGGAACUGGGAAGGAAAGAGACAUGAAGGUUUCUGUGAUUCAAAAGCUGCAAACUUCCGUCUGAUCCCAGCCGAAGGGGUCAGCGGGCCAGACCCAGAGAGAAGGGAGGGUACAAAACAAACGGAAAGGGCUCCAGCCCUUUUGCUUUCAGUUUUAUCUGCUCACAGCGAUAACGUUCUGGAAGGGGUCAUGAGCGGUUCACCCUCGACUCGUGCCAAUAGCAGGACGGCAACUCAGACCUCUGCCUUGGAAGUGUAA
Messenger RNA from Carlito syrichta (Philippine tarsier), 2451 nucleotides. Its product is annotated as PGAP2-interacting protein-like. The transcript has 17 exons. The record is from RefSeq and is a predicted model, not a curated record. NCBI's taxonomy places the organism in Eukaryota, Metazoa, Chordata, Mammalia, Primates, Tarsiidae. The coding region runs from base 34 to 2451 and encodes 805 amino acids. Gene Ontology annotation, cellular component: endoplasmic reticulum. Gene Ontology annotation, biological process: GPI anchor biosynthetic process.